AGGACCCCACAUGUCACUGUUCCCCCGCAGGGCUUCCCACGGCACGACAUGGAGACCUGUGGUUGCGAGGCUCCCUGGGGUUCGGCUUGGACCGCGAUGGGGCUGGGCCCUGGCCUCCUAACGGGGCUGCCGUCUGGGGCUGUAGCUGGGGGGGCGCCCUCCCCCCUGCCCGCGACUCGGAGCACCCCCACCCCUCCCCUGCCGGGCCAGGCUGGGCGGCGUUGUUGGCGGGGGCCCCGGUGGAGGCCCGGCCCGGGCGGCGCCCGCCAUGAACGGGCUGUCGCUGAGUGAGCUCUGCUGCCUCUUCUGCUGCCCGCCCUGCCCCGGCCGCAUCGCUGCCAACCUCGCCUUCCUGCCGCCGGAGGCCACCUACUCCCUGGUGCCUGAGCCCGAACCGGGGCCUUGUGGGGCCGGGGCCGCCCCCUUGGGGACCCUGCGGGCCUCCUCGGGCGCACCCGGGCGCUGUAAGCUGCACCUGACGGAACACGCCGACUUCCAGUACAGCCAGCGCGAGCUGGACACCAUCGAGGUCUUCCCCACCAAGAGCGCCUGCGGCAACCGCGUCUCCUGCGUGUAUGUUCGCUGCGUGCCUGGCGCCAGGUACACGGUCCUCUUCUCGCACAGCAACGCCGUGGACUUGGGCCAGAUGAGCAGCUUCUACAUUGGCCUGGGCUCCCGCCUCCGCUGCAGCAUCUUCUCCUACGACUACUCCGGCUACGGUGCCAGCUCGGGCAGGCCUUCCGAGAGGAACCUCUAUGCCGACAUUGACACCGCCCGGCAGGCCCUGCGCACCGAGUACGGCAUCAGCCCGGACAGCAUCAUCCUGUACGGGCAGAGCAUCGGCACGGUGCCCACCGUGGACCUGGCCUCGCGCUACGAGUGUGCUGCGGUGGUGCUGCACUCGCCGCUCACGUCGGGCAUGCGCGUCGCCUUCCCCCACACCAAGAAGACCUACUGCUUCGACGCCUUCCCCAACAUCGAGAAGGUGUCCAAGAUCACGUCGCCCGUGCUCAUCAUCCACGGCACGGAGGACGAGGUGAUCGACUUCUCGCACGGGCUGGCGCUCUACGAGCGCUGCCCCAAGGCGGUGGAGCCGCUGUGGGUGGAGGGCGCCGGGCACAACGACAUCGAGCUCCACAGCCAGUACCUGGAGCGCCUGCGUCACUUCAUUUCCCAGGAGCUGCCCAGCCAGCGCGCCUAGCGGUGGCCCCAAGCGGCCGGACCUCAGCAAUAAGGCGGCCCCCGGACCUCGCCCCGCGCCGGCACCCCAGGGGCUGCAUGUGGACCCCCGGGCGGCCCAGGGGACCCCGCCCCGACCCAGGGGCUGUGGACCAUGUACAGGCAACAGAGCUGCUCACUCCUUUCCUUUUGGAAGCAAGAAGAAAUACGUGAAAACGGAAAUGAAAGAUUUAAAAUUAAAAAAAAAAGAAAGAAAAUAAAUCUCAGAGAUGUUAAAUAAUUUUCCAAAGGUGAUUUAAGUAGAUAUUGACAGAGCCUCUUUCUAAAAAGCUAGAAAAUCAAACAUCAUUUCCCAGGACUUCUAGGGAAAAGGGGGGACUUGAGAAGCUAGUUGCAUUUAUUCCCAUAUUUACUUCACAGACCAGCUCUUGGAUAUUGGCUUCAAAAAUUAUAAAAAUAAUAAAAAUAAAUGUUUUUUUGGAAAAAAUUAAAAAAAAAAAAAAAGAAAAGAAAUGUGCCUUGGUACAUGGCCUCUAAGUAUUUUAUCAGUUUGAAAAGCAAAAAGGGAUUGACUUUGCCACAGUAAAACUCUGGAAGUCCCUGCACAUAAUAAGCAUUCGGGAAGCCUCAGGGGUGAUGGUGGUAAAAUGAUAAUGUCCUGAUAGCUCUUCUAAGAGGCGUUUAUCCCUGCACUAGGGAUUCUUGAGACAUUCUAUGAUACUACCGUGCUGCACUCUUUCUUGUUUUCUAGUCUUGAAGUCUAAGUGGCAGAAUGACACUAGAUGAGCCAUUAGGUUAGAAAUUUAAAACGUUUGAAGCAACAUAAACAAGUGAGUUGUCAAACAGCCGAAAGUGAAGUUUUAACAGCCAAAAUGUGACAAAUAUAAACACAGGGUCAUCAAAGUGCAGGCAUUCUAGUAAUACAUAGAGGUUUGGAGAUUUGUACGUUUUUCUUCUUAUACUUUCAUUCAUUCAUUCAGCAAAUACC
This is a messenger RNA of Symphalangus syndactylus (siamang), 2167 nucleotides long. RefSeq names its product alpha/beta hydrolase domain-containing protein 17A-like. Lineage: Eukaryota; Metazoa; Chordata; Mammalia; Primates; Hylobatidae. Gene Ontology annotation, biological process: protein depalmitoylation; regulation of postsynapse organization. Gene Ontology annotation, cellular component: plasma membrane; endosome membrane. The record is from RefSeq and is a predicted model, not a curated record. Gene Ontology annotation, molecular function: palmitoyl-(protein) hydrolase activity.